Messenger RNA from Magallana angulata, 1745 nucleotides. RefSeq lists its product as uncharacterized. The transcript is spliced from 3 exons. The record is from RefSeq and is a predicted model, not a curated record. Lineage: Eukaryota; Metazoa; Mollusca; Bivalvia; Ostreida; Ostreidae. The coding region runs from base 165 to 1040 and encodes 291 amino acids.
AUACACAACACCAUAAUUUCGAAUUUCCUCUGAUGUACUUAUAAGUGAUGAACACUUGCUUUACUGACUGAACAAUGAGCUGUGCGUAUAGCUUAUGGUUUAUUCAGUAAAGUAAGUAUUCUGGCUUUAUUGAUAAAAGUUCGAACAGCUGUGGAUUGAAUAAGAUGAUCUGGGCUUACCCUUCCUUGAAGCUCAGGAUAAAUGUCAAUGCAGCGCGGAAUGAGGUGGAUGUCGUCAUGCCAGGCCUGCGCUAUGACGACAUUGAUUUUACAGGUCAACCAGACACUUGGAGAAUCUUUGACAUGGUCAACCGAGUAGAGAAUGCAGCAUUUUUCAAUGAAGAGUCAUUUCUGAAAUAUGACCAACUGUACAAGUCAAACCAUAUUUCAUUUGUAAAGGCAUGCAAAUAUGAGGCCAAAAGUACCUUUUAUGAGACCACAACCCCAAAAACUCCACUUGACGUCUCCAUUAAGUUAGCCGAUGUUGGGGACACCUCUUUUUCCACUGUCAGUGAAGUGGCUUGUGGAGGGGACUUAAAGCCCUCCAUACGGAUCAAAAACCUCCACACUCUGGUCCAUCUGUCAGAAAGGAAGAAAACUCCUCUUCCUAAUUGGUGGAAGAAAGAGUUUGAAGCUCUGCUACAGGAAAACAAAGCCACUUCUCUUUUGAACGUAUUGCCCCAACCGAAACCCCUCCUCACUUUCCGUCACGAGUUUGCAGUGCCUCUUCACGACACAGACUUUUCCGCCCACACAAGAUGUGCCUCCUAUUUUAGGUACUUUGUGGAGAAUGCGAGUCUUGCAUCACAUCGAGGGUUCUAUCAGAACAUUAAAACUAGUUUCCAUGAUUUUCACAUCAAGAAAGUCAUCAUGCUCUAUGUGUCCCCCAGCUGUUGGGGGGACAGCCUGGUGUCAGAGACCUGGGAGGGGGAGGCCCCAUUGACCCUCCACUGUAUGAUCUGUAAAAAGGACAACCCUCAAGAGAUUGUGUGGUAUGGGGAGAUGGAUAUGUUCUCUGAAGUGUUUGGAAUGAAAUUUUAAAACAAUAAUUCUUUUUUAAACAGUCAAAUGCAUGUAUAACAACAUAGUACUGUAAAAUGAAAAUAAGGCAUGUUGAUGGUAGCUAGGAUGGAAUUUUGAAAACCGUUAAUAUACAUGUACAAAAGUGAAGUAUGGGAUUGCUAGACCAUGAUACUUGAAUCGGUAUCAGUACAUGUACGUUUGUAUUUUUGAAUAUUAAAAUUUGUAAGACCUUUGAACCGGUUAUUAUCAAGAUGUCAAAUGUUGCACGUAGUACAUUACCUCAGUUUCUUUGAUAAUACAGGGUAAAAUUUGAAGAUUUUUUUUUCAACUUUUACUUUUUUCAAAGUAUGUUGUCCUGUUUGAAAACCUCAAUACAUGUAUCGGUAGUUGCAUAUAAAUUUAUAACAUAAUGUUGAUUUUUGCAUUAUCCAAGAACAAAACCUAUACAGAGGGAAAAAGUAUGAUAUUUUCAGUUUUAUUUGUUUUUUUGAUUGUUGAAGAAUUUAGUAAAAAUCAUUAUCCCGGUAAUUGCAAUUACUUAUUAAUGAACACUUAAUAGUUACUGUCUUUUUGAUUGUUGUUUUUGCGAGAAUUUGUGAAUGUCUGACACAUAUAGUUAAUACAGUGACACUGGUUUGCAAGUUUUGUACAGUAAUGUAAAAAAAGAAAAUCAUGUAAAAAAACAAAUUUUGUUGUUGGUCAUUGUUCAAAGGAACUCUUAAU